Molecule: messenger RNA, 1180 nt
Organism: Fundulus heteroclitus (mummichog)
Lineage: Eukaryota; Metazoa; Chordata; Actinopteri; Cyprinodontiformes; Fundulidae
Product: aldo/keto reductase
Exons: 8
Coding region: 66-944 (292 amino acids)
Molecular function (GO): oxidoreductase activity
Source: RefSeq, a predicted model, not a curated record
CUGACGUGAAUCUGCAGCUGAGAUUUGAAGUUUUGGGGCUGUUUACCAGUGUCUAGCAGAGAAGCAUGCCUUUACUGCCAGCCCUGAGCGGUCCCACAGUCCAACUCUCCAACGGUCUGGAAAUCCCUAUACUUGGAUUAGGUACAUCUCAUAUGGGCGGAUAUUCCCAUGAUGCCAUUGUGUAUGCGCUCACUGAGUGUGGCAUUCGCCACCUGGACACAGCAAAGCGCUACGGCUGCGAGGAGAAGCUGGGAGAAGCCAUCAAAGAGAGCGGGCUCCUACGAGGUGAUCUGUGGCUCACCAACAAACUCUGGCCUGGAGACUAUGGAUACAAAGCUGCGAAAAAGGCCUGCCUGGAUUCCUGCAUGGCAAUGGGGGUUGAAUAUUUUGAUCUGUACCUGAUGCACUGGCCCGAGGCAUUAAAACCCGGUUGUUCUAAUAGAGCCAUCAGAGCUGAGACGUGGAGAGCUCUGGAGGAUCUUUAUAAAGAAGGUAAAAGGCUUCAAUGCAAAGGGAUUUGUCGAGCUAUUGGGGUGAGCAAUUUUCUGGUCCGCCACCUGGAGCAGCUGAAGGAGGACUGCAGUGUGGUGCCACAUGUCAACCAGGUGGAGUAUCAUCCUUUCCAACAGCCCAACCGCCUGCUGGAGUACUGCCGGAAGCACUGGAUCGUGUUUGAAGGCUACAGUCCCUUGGCGAAGGGUCAAGUCCUCAGCAGUCCCGUUGUGCAACAAAUUUCAAAAAAGCACGGCCGAACGUCAGCUCAGAUCUGCAUCCGCUGGAGUAUUCAGAACGGAGUUGUCACUAUACCAAAGUCUGUCACAAAGAGCAGGAUACAGGAAAACUGUCAAGUGUUUGGGUUCCAGUUAGACGAGGAAGACAUGGCCGCUUUAGGAAACUUGCAUGAUGGACGCCACGUAACUUGGGAUCCCACGAAUGUGGAUUAAUAUUUCAAGAGAAUCAAAAGGAAAAACUAAAUCCUGGAAAAUGGAAUUGCAAGUGAUUGGCUUUUUUUUUUUUUUUUUUACCAGUAUACAUUAGCAAAACUUUAGAAUAAAUCUUACUGUGCUAAAAUAUAAUGUUAGGAUGUGAUGCUUAAUUUUCCAAUCAUGUGCAUAAAUUAAAUAAUUUGAUUUGACAUUAUGAACAAUGUACCAGAUCUUUUUGGCUGAAAGGAUUAAUA